Molecule: messenger RNA, 717 nt
Organism: Aspergillus nomiae NRRL 13137
Lineage: Eukaryota; Fungi; Ascomycota; Eurotiomycetes; Eurotiales; Aspergillaceae
Product: phosphatidylglycerophosphatase
Exons: 2
Coding region: 1-717 (238 amino acids)
Molecular function (GO): phosphatidylglycerophosphatase activity
Source: RefSeq, a predicted model, not a curated record
AUGCCAAACCCACCAAACACCAAUCUCCGCGCCUUCAAUCUAGCCUUCCUCCCCCAUCUCACAAUCCCAACGAUCACGCAUCUCCCUGAACAAGUCGGUCCCUCAAUCGCUGCAAACCUCAAUCUCCAACCGACAGAUGCAUCCAAAACCAAGGGACCCACGAUCCGUGCCCUCGUCCUCGACAAAGACAACACCCUCUGCCACCCUAAAACCACGACAUUCCCUCCGCAGAUCCUCGACAAGCUGCAUGCCCUCCGCACGUCACAUACCUCCCCCUUCAACCGCGAGCAGCAUCCGGACUCGAUCCUGAUCGUGUCUAACCGUGCGGGUUCGCAUCCGCGCUAUGAUGCGGAGGUGCGGGAGCUGGAAGAGCGCCUGUCGGGACUACGGAUUCCGGUGUUUCGGUUGCCGGAGGGCAGUGAAAAGAAGCCGUUCUGUGGAGACGAGGUGUUGGCGUGGUUCCGAGAGAGGGGGGUGGUGAAGGGCGCGGAUGAGAUUGCUGUCGUAGGGGACCGGUUGGGCACGGAUGUGUUGAUGGCGGCGCGCAUGGGGUCGUGGAGUGUUUGGUGUCGCGAUGGAGUCACCGAGGGCGUUGAUCCCAAGGACGUCAGGCCGGGGAUGAACCUUCUGGAGAAAAUGGAGGUUUGGGUGGAGAGGUAUUUGAGGGAGUCGAAAGGGCUGAAGGCUCCUCCACCAAGUGGCUGGGACCGUCAAUAG